Anoplophora glabripennis (Asian longhorned beetle) is the source of this 744-nucleotide messenger RNA. RefSeq lists its product as uncharacterized. Gene Ontology annotation, molecular function: protein binding. The record is from RefSeq and is a predicted model, not a curated record. The transcript has 4 exons. The coding region runs from base 1 to 744 and encodes 247 amino acids. NCBI's taxonomy places the organism in Eukaryota, Metazoa, Arthropoda, Insecta, Coleoptera, Cerambycidae.
AUGGAUUACAGAUUACUUAUCAUUGAUAACAAGAAAUUUUCAAAAUAUUGUAAAUUUUCAAAAUGUAUUUAUUUGUUGACCCAAGUGGGUAGGGAUCUCCAUCUCGACUGGAAUCUGACAACCCAUACAUACGGGGAUUGUACCCUAACGUAUCGUGUCACUGUUGAAGAUGAAGACAGGGGAGAAAUCCAAGACAUCUACGUCACUGAACGCUCCGCUGUCCUCGAUUUCGUUUCACCUUGUGUCAACUACCAGUUGAGGGUCAGAGCUGUCAACAGGGCCUUCCCCACAAUUGAGGGACCAGUGAGGUACACCCAGUACCAACUUCCACCAGAACUACCCAGUAGCCUCCAACAACUUUUCCUCACAUCCAACGCCACCCUGUACUGGUUUAUGCAUCCAAAUGAACCAUGUGAAAUAACAUACUUCCAAGUGGACAUUGUCGGAGACAGAGAAGAUGAGCACCACUUCAAAGUCAUGGAAAAUUUCGUCGACCUGUCUUUCCUUGAAAUAUGCGAGAAGUGGACUUUUACUGUUACCCCCGUCUCCAAGGAGGUCAUGGGAUUUUCACGCGCCUUGACUGAAUCCCUUCCAUUGCCUCCUAGUUCUGGUGGAAUUGAAGUCUCUCACCUACAACAGCAUGUAUUUCUUCCGGAUUUACGUAGAGAACAGUGGCGGGGCGUCACCAGCCUUCCUUUUGGCUGUACAAACCCACGACCUCACCCCCAGCUAGUUGUAUUGUGA